Messenger RNA from Leptopilina boulardi, 2147 nucleotides. RefSeq lists its product as uncharacterized. Lineage: Eukaryota; Metazoa; Arthropoda; Insecta; Hymenoptera; Figitidae. The transcript has 2 exons. The coding region runs from base 379 to 2106 and encodes 575 amino acids. The record is from RefSeq and is a predicted model, not a curated record.
AAACCAAUAUGGCGAUAGAAUUGAGGAGAGGGAAUUUUAAUAUAAUUACCGGAACACGUGCAGAUCAACAUGGUGAGAUGAAUUGAAGCAACAUGUGAUUUUUGUGUUCUUUUGCAUUUGAGUGACAUAAAAAAUAAUUAACAUAAAAUAUUAAUAUGAAGAAAGUUAAAAAUAUGUGGUGUACUGACCCUGACAACAUCUUAUACAAGUUCACAUAAUUCAUAUAUAUCAAAUUCUAAACGAAAACAAAAGCAUAUAAGAAAAGUCAUCAGUUGCGUUUGAUUGCGUCCUUUAAAAUAUAUAUUCGAAAUCAUACUACAAAAAGAAAAACGAAUAUACACUCUUAAAAUACAAUAAAUUAAUAUAAAAUAAUCAACAAUGGCGUCAUUUAUGGAACAGAGAACAAUUUUUCAAUUAUUAAAUGAAAUACCAGACGAGAGGGAAAUUGUGAAGGAUGCAAGUUCAGAUGAGGAGAAUAUUUUCGAGGACAAUAUGAAUAAUUUAAGUAACGAUAAAGAUUAUUCAUCUGAAUUAGAAGCAACAUCCGAUUGUGAGGAUUAUUUUUUAACAAACGAUAGAGAUGAUUAUUUUUCAACAAAAAAUGACACGUGUAAGUGGAGAAAAUUUCAAUAUAAUAAUAAUAAUAAUGAUAAAUUACAUACUCAGGAAUUAAUAAGCAGCGCAAUAAAUGUAACUAGUGAGAGUGAUGCUUUUUUAAAAUUAAUUGAUGAGAAAAUGUUGGAUUUAAUUGUAAUGAGUACAAAUAAAAAAAUUGAGAGAAAAAAAAAUCAAUAUAAACGUGAUAGAGAUGUGCAAAAUUUAACGAAAAAUGAAUUAUUAGCAUUAUUUGGACUUUUAUUUUUAAUUGGAAUUAAUAAAGGUAAUCAUACAAGUACAGAGGAAUUAUGGACAACUGAUGGUACGGGAAUAUCAAUGAUACGUGCUUGUAUGAGUAAAAAACGUUUUUUAUUUCUAUUAAGAAAUUUACGUUUUGAUAAUGAUGAAAUAAAACAUAAAAGACGAACAAUUGAUAAAUUAGCGCCAAUACGUUAUUUUUUGGAUUCAUUUAUAACAAAUUGUAAAAGUUCAUAUAGCGUUGGACAAUUUGUUACGGUUAAAAGUUUAGAUGUAUUUGAAGGACAAUUGAAUUCUAGUCAUAAUUUAUCGAAAAAUCUUGCAAAAUGUGGAAUGAAAAUAUUUGCAUUGUGCGAUGCAAAAACAUAUUUUACAAAUAAUUUUGAAAUUUAUUGUGGAACACAACCUGAUGGUCCAUAUCGUGUAUCAAAUGAUCCAAUUGAUAUUGUUGAACGUUUAAUUGCGCCAAUUGAGGGUUCAAAUCGAAAUUUAACAAUUGGCAGUUGGUAUAUGAGUUCAAAACUCGCUAAUUCUCUAUUAGAGAAAAAAAUUACAUGCAUCGGUGCAAUAACAAAAGAUAGAUCUGAUAUUCCUGUGGAAUUUUUACCAAAUAAAUAUAAACGAAUUGGUACAACAAUAUUUGGAUAUAAGCCAAAUAUGACACUUGUCUCAUAUGUAACGCAAACAAAUCGUUCAAUUAUUUUAUUAUCGACAAUGAAAAAUUGUAAUAUUGUCGAUGAGAAAACAAAAAAACCACUUGUUGCACUUUAUUAUGAUAUGACAAAAGGUGCAGUUGAUGUUGUUCAUCAAUUAUGUAAUGCUUAUUUUAUUGCACGCAUUACAAAUAAAUGGACAUUGGCAUUAUUUUUUACAUUAACAAAUAUUGCAAGUGUUAAUGCACAAAUUUUAUAUGAGGCAAAUAAUGAGGAUUGUCGUGUUAUAAGAAAGAAAUUUUUAAAAAAUCUCUCAUUAAGUUUAAUGAAAAAUCAUUUAUGUGAGAGGGCAAAAAUUUUAACACUACCCAUUGAAAUAAGAGCAAUAUUGGCGAGAUAUCGUGUUGAACCAAUUGAAAUACAAAAGGAAAAUAAUGAAGAAAGUCGAAAACGUGGACGAUGUCAUUUAUGUGCACGAGCAAAAAAUGUUGAUACAACAAUAAAAUGUAAAUUUUGUCGAAGAUUCUCUUGUAAGGGACAUGUGGAUAUUGUGGUAACUUGCAUUGAAUGCAAGACUGCAAAAAAUGAAGAUAUGUGAUUUUUUUUUUUGUAAUAAAUCGAUAAUAAGAUAUAAAAAAA